This is a messenger RNA of Lathyrus oleraceus (garden pea), 1251 nucleotides long. RefSeq names its product protein FAR1-RELATED SEQUENCE 5. The record is from RefSeq and is a predicted model, not a curated record. The transcript is spliced from 5 exons. Lineage: Eukaryota; Viridiplantae; Streptophyta; Magnoliopsida; Fabales; Fabaceae. Gene Ontology annotation, biological process: regulation of DNA-templated transcription. Bases 1 to 1251 code for a protein of 416 amino acids.
AUGGAUUGUUUCAAGAUGUGUCCUAAUAAAAUAAGAUAUGUCUUAUGUACUGAAAGUGGUGGUGUUGAUAAUAUUAGAUUUAGUCCACAAGAUAUUAUCAAUUACUUAACUGAAAAGAGACACAAAAAUAUUGCAGUUGCAAAGGUAUUUCCAAAGGUUAAUCGUCAUUUUUGCAUGUGGUAUAUUGAGAAAAAAGUUCCUGAGUACUUGAAUCGUGUCUAUCACGAACAUGGUGAAUUUAAAAAUCAAUUUUACAAGGGCAUCCACCAAUCUACCACUGUUGAAGAAUUUGAUUCUGAUUGGGAAGCAAUGAUAGAUAAAUAUGGAUUACAAGAUAAUCAGUGGCUAAACAAGAUAUUCUCCAUUCGAGAAAAAUGGAUUCCCGCUUAUGUAUGUCACAAUUUUUGUGCAGGAAUGUCUAUCACUCAAAGGAGUGAAAGUAUGAAUAAAUAUUUUAAGGAUUUUUUGAAUUCAAGUACUCCAUUAAGCGAAUUUGUGACACAAUAUGAAAAAGCUCUUGAUGCACGUUACAACAAGGAAAGAGAAAAGACUUUCAAAACAAGAAAUUCAAAGCCACUUUUACGAACUUUAUAUCCCAUGGAAGAAGAAGCUUCAAAAAUUUAUACAAGAAAAAUGUUUAGAAUAUUUCAAGAUGAGUUGGUUGGUUCUCAAUUAUUUAUCACAGAAAAGGUUAAGUUUUCUAUUGAAGUUUCAACGUAUAAAGUUCGUGAAAUUUACAAAGAGAAGCCUAUCUACUAUGUGAAUUUUCAUGUCACUUCAAAAGAAGCAAAUUGUAGUUGUCACAUAUGGUCUAUUAAUGAUAAAAAAGAAAAAGUAAAAGAAGUGGCAAUUGAAGGAUUUCAAGAAGGAAGUAACAACGCUUCUGACACUUCAUUGUUUAAUAGUAUUAUGGUUCACUUCCUCGAACUAUCAGAAAGAGGUUCACAAUCUGAAAAAUAUUACGAUAUUGCAAUUCAAAGUUUGCAAAAUGGAAUUGCAAAACUUGAUUUAUUGGAUAUUGAAGAAUCAAAUAAGGAGUUUGUUAAUUCAACAUCUGAAUAUAUACCAAAAGUAUCUGAAGCUAAUAUAGCUUUGCAUGACCCUCGACUUGUAGCAACUAAAGGACGUCCGCGGACUUUGCGAAUGAAAAGCAGUUUGGAGAUGGUCAGAAAAGGUUUCUCUACUUGUAGUUAUUGCAUGAAAAAUGGUCAUACUAAGCCUAAAUGUCCAACUUUAAAUCAAACAAGGUGA